Eimeria tenella is the source of this 390-nucleotide messenger RNA. Its product is annotated as transducin beta-like protein 1 (TgTBL1), putative. Gene Ontology annotation, molecular function: protein binding. The transcript has 3 exons. Bases 1 to 390 code for a protein of 129 amino acids. The record is from RefSeq and is a predicted model, not a curated record. NCBI's taxonomy places the organism in Eukaryota, Apicomplexa, Conoidasida, Eucoccidiorida, Eimeriidae.
AUGGACAGCCAGCUGCUGCUGUGGGACCCGCAGCACCUUUCAGCACCCGUGAAGCGGAUCGUCUAUGACCACCCCCCCACGAGUCUGCGGGUGAGCCGCGACGGCAGCAAAGUUGCUGUGGGGACUUACGACUCUUUUCUUCGGGUGUAUCUACUCCCCAGUUUGGAGUGUAUCGCCAGCUACGUCGACCUGCAAAUGGUCAUUCCCCACAUCACCUGGCGCAGCACGCACGACUGUUUGGCCUACAAUGUCUUUCAAAUGGGCAAAACUGUGGUCUUGAAGCCUCCCACAGGCAGCAAGCAGCAGCAGCAGCAGCAGCUGGACCAGCAGCAGCAAGACUUGCAGCAGCAGAGCCAGCAGCAGGAGCGGCAGCAGCUAAUGUAUUACUAG